Molecule: messenger RNA, 450 nt
Organism: Rotaria socialis
Lineage: Eukaryota; Metazoa; Rotifera; Eurotatoria; Philodinida; Philodinidae
Source: the annotation of a GenBank genome assembly
AUGUCAGCAUGGAGUGGUUCUAGAACUGUUCUGCUUUAUCUCUCAAAUUCAACGGCAUUUUCUUAUACACUCUUUCAAUAUACAUUUGUUGCCACAAUGAUCAGUACAACACUGGCAUUUGCUCUCCGUCAAGACCCUAGCUAUUGGUGUCUCAAUGAUAUUUCUGUCAUCGGCAAUGGACAACAGAUUUGGCAAGAUGGUGGUUUUGAAACGAGUCCGUUGACUCAGUACCACACUUACUGCAAUCCGAACGCGGCUGCAGCUAGCGGUGUCAUAUCGGCGACGUGCGCUCAUUCGGGCCAUUACAGUUUCUACGAUGGUUCUGUAAGAUAUUCAGAUUAUCUUAGUCAAUCGUUCACAACGGUGGUCGGCCAAAGCUACAGCAUCAGUUUUUGGCUUGAAAAUCGGGGUGGUCCUAUAAACAGUUUUAUCGCUAUCAUUACCACAUAA